Messenger RNA from Sycon ciliatum, 1873 nucleotides. RefSeq lists its product as uncharacterized. The transcript is spliced from 4 exons. The record is from RefSeq and is a predicted model, not a curated record. The coding region runs from base 308 to 1006 and encodes 232 amino acids. NCBI's taxonomy places the organism in Eukaryota, Metazoa, Porifera, Calcarea, Leucosolenida, Sycettidae.
ACAUUGUAAAAAUGUAAGCUGCAGCAUGCGCGCGCGUCCGAAUCCAACACAGUAUCAGAUAAAAUGUACACCAGAAAACGAAGAGUACGUUAGUUUGUUCUUGACUUCCUUCUUCUUGCAUUGGAAUUAUGGCUCUUCACAGUUUUGGUGUUACUGAGUAAUGCAUUGUCCUGGCAAGACUAGUCUCUGCAAUAUCCUCCACCUGUUUCAUCCUCAGUAUUGCCCUGGUGUAUGGUCGAACUCGAUACACUAUUCCUGUAACGAUUAGUGAUAGUUCGUUCAAAUUCCAAACUGACUAGAAGACGCAAUGGCAGAACACAAUGCAGCCGCUCGCAGGUCUGACGUGCCUCACUCCCCAUCGCCAGUGCCAGUGGAUUGCCACGAUAUUCCUUAUGAGGUGUUUCCAGUUCAGGAGGAAACCCAGGUGCAGACGGGUUCAUCUCCACUGUGCCAUGGUUCAGGCAGCUCCCGGAAUGGCUAUCCACUCAUGUUUCAGUGCAGUAGCUGCUGUGCACCGUUGUACACGCCCCCACCGCGCCCACAAGCACAUGGCCAGCAGCACCCAGCGAAUGCUUUUCAUCCCAGACCGGGAGCAGAAGAGGUCGGGUAUGGAUUUGCACCAGCUGGUCACGAGCCUUUAUUAAACGCUGGCCUGAUUUGUCAGCGAUGCAAUUUCGACUCCAUAAGUUUCACCACGUUGUGCAUGCGCAUGCAGCGGGAGCCUAUUCUGCUCGAUACCCAUCUUAGGUUUCAUAACGUGGGUUUGUACCUGGGUUUCUCCGACCAGUACCUGGAUGGAUUCCUACGCUUCUACGUGAUGCACAAGAACGAUUUUGGCCACUUGCUGUUCUAUCUGCUUCGCGUGUGGAAGCGGUACUUGCUAUGGCAGAGCGGCAAGGAUCCAUGCAGGUGCCUGCUCUCAGUUCUACGCAUGGCCGGUGAACCAGAUCUUGCUACGCUUUACGAAGGAAUCCUAGAGCAACAAGGACGACAAUAUCAUGUUUGACACCUUUCGCUCGAAGCGCUCCAUCCAAAGAACUGAAUAUAUGGAUUUGUCUAAACCGGUAGCGUAUCGGUGCUGGUCGGUGCCAAGCCGUGUUGCUGGUCACUAAUCCGGCCCUUUCGAAACUUGAUUCUACUGGUUUAGUGGACACUCAGACCGUAUAUCACACUUGCUCGCAUAUUCUCCUGCUGUGGCUUUCCUGCUUGACCCACCUCGAAUGUUGAUCAGUGGAAUUGCUUGCCUAUCGCUGCUGACAUUUCCAAGGCACACUGGGAAUUGUGGAAUUCCCUUGAGACCAUCAGAAUGUGAAGGAAGUUGAGGGCAUCAUUAGCAGUUCUGAGGAACACGGUCAGUAGUGUCAAUGACAUACAGAAUAUAUCCUGCUUCAGUGUUGCCACUUGACACCUCACACAGUUGACAGUUAGUCCUAUUCGCUAACUGCUAUGUUUGCGCCGUUUACUUGAUUCCUAUGCAUGCUCCCAAAUUCAGGUUUUUUGUGCAUACCCACAGUGUGAACUUGAGCCGAAUCUAUUCACCCCCCCCCCCCCUCCCCCCGGAAAUUGAUUCUAUCAACUGUCCAGAAAGCCCCCGAACUUAUAUGGAAGAAUGUAUUUCAAUUUUUAUCAAAGACGGCAGGUAUAUUAUGUAUUUUCAUCAAGCCAGCAUAUCAUUAUUAUUAUUAUUAUGUUUCAUCUGUUUAUCUGCAUCCAGUUACAUGUAUCUGCCCUCGUGAAACUAUCGCUGUGUUGAUCACCCAGACUUUGAUGCUUUAAGCCGGUUUGAUAUUGCAGUCCAGCAACAUAGUUAUAUGUUUUUAAAACUAUCUGAGUUAUAAUAUUGAACCUACGGCAGUGUAUCAAGGCAACAUUG